AUGAGGGCGCCCAACACCGUAAGCAGGCCGCCAACGCCAUCUGCCGCAACCACGCCGCUGUCACGAAGGACGCCAUGCGCGGCGUCAAGGGAUGCCCGGACGAGUUUCAUAGCGUCACGGACUUUGCUUUCAGGGUGCUUAGCGAGGUCGUGUUGGACCCGUCUAAGCUGGAGGGGGCGGAGAUCCGGGUUAGGGAGACUGCUAAGACCGAAGAAUGGGUCAUGCUUGGACAUGCUCUUCGGUUUGAACGAGUGA
Molecule: messenger RNA, 255 nt
Organism: Chondrus crispus (carragheen)
Lineage: Eukaryota; Rhodophyta; Florideophyceae; Gigartinales; Gigartinaceae
Exons: 1
Coding region: 1-255 (84 amino acids)
Source: RefSeq, a predicted model, not a curated record